Molecule: messenger RNA, 1813 nt
Organism: Boeremia exigua
Lineage: Eukaryota; Fungi; Ascomycota; Dothideomycetes; Pleosporales; Didymellaceae
Product: cyclopropane-fatty-acyl-phospholipid synthase-like protein
Exons: 3
Coding region: 46-1575 (509 amino acids)
Biological process (GO): cellular response to biotic stimulus
Source: RefSeq, a predicted model, not a curated record
CCACGUCUUCUUAUCGUUCCCCAAAAUUCUCUGGAGUUGCGCAAGAUGAGCGGCAACACCUCUGAGGAGACUUUCGAGUUCAUCGAAACGCCUGCGGCGUCUUCGACCGUCUCCGAGUUUGAUUGCGGGGUCAAGACCACUUCGUACCCUACAAUUGCCAAUGCCCCCCUCCCUGCUGAGGGCUCUGGCCGCGAGUCGUUCAACAACUACGCCCUCCUCUCGCUCGUACUCGGCGUUCCUGCCUACCUCACCUGGAAGAUUGGCGGCGGCUUGAAGACCUGGAUCUUCAUUGGCCUCCUCACCUUCUUUCCUAUCCUCGGACCUUUCUGGUGGAUCACCUCCGAGUUCGCGCCCCGCAAGAACGAGAAGGCCAAGCUCCCCGGCAAAGACAUUGAGCACUACCUCAAGUUCAACAAGGAGGAGGAUCGCGAUGCCUACUAUGGCAAGAAGAAGAUUCCCAUCGAGACUUUCCAGGAGAAGUACUUCGAUGGUGAAGUUGAGUUGAAGGGCGACAUGCUCGACAUUCUCGAAUGGCGCCACGACUGGUCAAAGCCCCGCAUGACCCUCGGUCUGAUCAAGCACUUCCUCUUUGGCAUGAUUCCCGAGAUGAUUGUCCACUCCAAGUCCCAGGACGAGGAGCAGGUGCGAGACCACUACGACCGCGGUGACGAUUUCUACGGCUGGUUCCUCGGUCCACGCAUGAUCUACACAUCUGGUAUCAUCUCCGACAUCAACAAGGAAGAGACUCUCGAGCAGCUCCAGGACAACAAGAUGGCCAUUGUUUGCGAGAAGAUCGGCCUCAAGAAGGACGAGAAGAUGCUUGACAUUGGUUGCGGUUGGGGUACGCUCAGCAAGUUCGCUUCUGCCAACUAUGGUGCUCAGGUUACCGGUAUUACACUUGGUCGCAACCAGACUGCCUGGGGCAACAACGGUCUCAGGAAGGUCGGUGUCUCGGAGGAACAGUCCAGGAUUCUCUGCAUGGACUACCGCGAGAUCCCCGUUCCCGCUGGAGGUUACGACAAGAUUACAUGUCUCGAGAUGGCCGAACACGUCGGUGUUCGUCACUUGGCUGGCUUCUUCCGUCAGGUCAAUGGUAUGCUCGAGGACGAUGGUGUCUUCUUCCUCCAGAUCGCUGGUCUGCGUAAGGCAUGGCAAUUUGAGGACUUCACCUGGGGUCUCUUCAUGAACAAAUACGUCUUCCCUGGUGCCGACGCUUCCACUCCUCUGGGCUUCGUCAUUGACACCCUUGAGGGUGCUGGCUUUGAGAUCAAGAUGGUCGACACUAUCGGUGUCCACUACUCGGCUACUCUCUGGAGGUGGUACCGUAACUGGCUCGGCAACAAGGAUAAGGUCAACGCCAAGUACGGUGCCCGCUGGUUCCGCAUCUGGGAGUACUUCCUUGCCUACUCUACGAUUGCAUCCCGCCAGGGUUCUGCAACCUGCUUCCAGAUUACCUGCGUCAAGAACCUUAACGCCGUUCACCGUAUCGACGGUAUCAACACCCAGUACUCCCUGGCUGGAGCUCUUGAGGCGAGCAAGGCCAAGAUGCGUAACCUCCUCCCUAAGAACAUUUGAAUUGAUGACAAUGUUUGAUAUGCUGCUUCGGCAGAUUAUCGACAGUAUCGUCGAUUCAAGUGAAAAGUCGGCUAUCCAGAUGCAUAGGAUAGCCUCGAUGUAGAAAAAGUUGUAGUUGCAUCUUGUUUGAUGCAUCGACUUGGACCGAGUAAUGAGCAUGAUUUGUAUGACGAUAUGGAACAUAUGAAUGUCACAACGUAGCGCAUGUAACAAUGAAACCUGCUACCACCUUUACAAA